UCUCUUCUUCAAAGGGUCCGCGGCAUUGCUGUUCAGAGAUUGGUGAAGAUGGAGGGGCUCCGCAUUGCCUGUCUGCUUCUUCUUGCCUUUGUGCCGCAAGUAGUGCUUGGGACACAUGAUGUGUAUAUUGUUACCAUGGAGGGCGACCCGGUUGUGAGCUACAGAGGUGGAGUCGAAGGGUUUCCGGCGACCGCAGCGGAUUUGGAUGAAGAGAUGGAUAUUACCAGUGAGGCCGUCACAUCAUACUCGCUUCACCUUCGAACGCACCAUGAGAAGCUUCUAGACUCGCUUUUUGUGGAAGGAACUUACGAGAAGCUUUAUAGUUACCAUCAUCUUAUUAAUGGUUUUGCAGUUCACAUGUCAUCUUUACAGGCUGAGUUCUUAAGGAAAGCCCCAGGUGUUAAGUACGUGGAGAGAGAUACAAAGAUACAUAAACUGACAACGCACACUCCACAGUUUCUUGGAUUGACAACAGCGGUAUGGCCUACUGGAGGUGGAUUCGAUAGAGCAGGUGAAGAUGUGGUGAUUGGUUUUGUGGAUUCAGGAAUCUAUCCUGAACAUCCAAGCUUCUCUACCCACAAAACUGAUCCUUAUGGACCUGUUCUUCGUUACAAGGGGAAAUGUGAGAUAGAUCCAACAACACAUAGAAGCUUCUGCAAUGGAAAGAUAGUUGGGGCCCAACAUUUUGCAAAAGCUGCGAUUGCUGCUGGAGCAUUUGAUCCUGAUAUUGAGUUUGCAUCUCCGUUAGACGGUGAUGGCCAUGGAAGUCAUAUAGCUGCAAUUGCUGCUGGCAACAAUGGGAUUCCGGUGCGAAUGCAUGGCUAUGAAUUUGGCAAAGCAAGUGGCAUGGCUCCACGAGCUAGAAUAGCUGUGUACAAGGUUCUUUACAGGCUUUUUGGUGGUUAUGUAUCAGAUGUCGUGGCAGCGAUUGACCAGGCUGUUCAAGAUGGUGUUGACAUUCUCAACCUUUCUGUUGGACCAAAUAGCCCAUCAACAGCUACACGCACUACAUUUUUGAAUCCUUUCGAUGCUGCGCUUCUUUCUGCCGUGAAAGCUGGUGUGUUUGUUGCCCAAGCUGCUGGAAAUGGAGGACCAUUUCCAAAAACACUGGUGUCAUUCAGCCCAUGGAUAACCACUGUUGCUGCUGGAGUUGAUGACCGCAGAUACAAGAAUCAUUUGAUACUAGGAAAUGGAAAGCGUCUUGGUGGACUUGGAGUAUCACCCGCAACGCAUGGAAAUAAAUCAUUCGGCCUUAUUUCUGCUACUGAUGCUCUGCUGGGUUCAUCUGCAACAAAGUACAGUGCUCUAGAUUGUCAAAGACCAGAACUCCUAAAUAAGAGAAAGGUUCAGGGCAAAAUUCUUUUGUGUGGCUAUUCUUAUAAUUAUAUUGCUGGGACAGCUUCAAUCAAGAAAGUGUCUCAAACGGCCAGGAGUCUUGGUGCAGCUGGCUUUGUUGUUGCUGUCGAGAGUAGUUACCCAGGAACAAAGUUUGAUCCUGUGCCUGUGAAUAUUCCCGGGAUUCUCAUCACAGAUGUCAGCAAAACAAAGGAUCUUAUAGACUACUACAACUCGUCCACAACAAGAGAUUGGGCUGGAAGGGCUACAGCGUUCCAAGCAACAGUUGGUAUUGCAGAUGGUUUGGCGCCAACACUGUUCAAUUCAGCUCCUCAGGUUGCUUUGUUCUCUUCAAGAGGGCCUGAUGUAAAAGAUUUUAGCUUUCAAGACGCUGAUGUUCUUAAGCCUGACAUACUCGCUCCUGGAAAUCUUAUAUGGGCUGCAUGGGCGCCUAAUGGAACAGAUGAAGCAAACUACGCUGGAGAAGGGUUUGCAAUGAUGUCUGGAACUAGCAUGGCUGCACCACAUAUUUCUGGCAUUGCAGCACUAAUAAAACAGAAGUACCCGAAGUGGAGUCCCUCAGCAAUAAAGUCUGCCUUGAUGACUACCGCCAAUACGAUCGACAAGGGCAGCCAUCCUCUUAGGGCGCAGCAAUACUCCACAUCAGAAAUGUUGACACUUACACGGGCCACACCAUUUGAUUAUGGUAGUGGUGCGGUUAACCCAAAAGCCGCCCUGGAUCCUGGCCUUGUUCUAGAUGCAACUCAUCAAGAUUACAUCACAUUUUUGUGCUCAAUCCCUGACGUUGAUCAGAGUGAAGUAUCAAACAUAACCGGAUCGCGCUGCAGCUCCAGCCCAAAGGGGCAGCGACCCUACGACCUCAACAUCCCCUCGAUCACGGUCUCCCAGCUCAAAGGAACGCAGACCGUGAAGCGGACGGUCACGAAUGUGGCCGACGAGGCAGAAACCUACACCAUCAUGACUAGAAUGUCCUCGGAGAUUGCCCUGGAGGUUUCGCCUCCCGCGUUGACGGUGCUCCCGGGGUCGUCGAGAGAGAUCACGGCGACCCUCACGACGAGGUCGGUGACCGGCACCUACAGUUUUGGCGAGAUCACCAUGAAGGGUGACCGGGGCCACCUAGUCAGGAUCCCAGUGGUAGCUAUGGGGUUCAAAUAGAGUUAUGUACGGGUCUCUGAAGCCCUGAGCUGAGGAGUGUUGUAAUAUUUUGUAGCUUUGUAGGAAAAAUAAUAAGAGCUACUGUAAUGAUGUAUUUCUGUCUGUUAUGGUAGUGCUCAGGUUGUGAAAAUACUAGUGAUCUCCAGUCCACUCUCGAAGGCGAAGCAGAGUUCGGCUUCUAAAUUUCAAAUACGGGAUGGUUUCCGACUUUACAUCGAAUAAAAGGGAAGUAUCUUGGUUA
Molecule: messenger RNA, 2752 nt
Organism: Lolium rigidum
Lineage: Eukaryota; Viridiplantae; Streptophyta; Magnoliopsida; Poales; Poaceae
Product: subtilisin-like protease SBT2.6
Exons: 10
Coding region: 49-2511 (820 amino acids)
Biological process (GO): proteolysis
Molecular function (GO): serine-type endopeptidase activity
Source: RefSeq, a predicted model, not a curated record